Auxenochlorella protothecoides is the source of this 165-nucleotide messenger RNA. RefSeq lists its product as hypothetical. The record is from RefSeq and is a predicted model, not a curated record. Lineage: Eukaryota; Viridiplantae; Chlorophyta; Trebouxiophyceae; Chlorellales; Chlorellaceae. The transcript has a single exon. The coding region runs from base 1 to 165 and encodes 54 amino acids.
AUGUACACGCUGGCGCCGGAGUUCAGGGCGUUGAUCACCAUCUUGCGGUCGGUGGGGCCUGUGAUCUCCACGCGCCGGUCCAGGAAGUCGGCGGGCAGGGGGCCCACGCGCCAAUCGCCGUCCCGCACCUACGAGGGGGUUAUGAUAGGUGGGGGUAGUUGGUAA